Molecule: messenger RNA, 2007 nt
Organism: Eriocheir sinensis (Chinese mitten crab)
Lineage: Eukaryota; Metazoa; Arthropoda; Malacostraca; Decapoda; Varunidae
Exons: 8
Coding region: 1-1302 (433 amino acids)
Source: RefSeq, a predicted model, not a curated record
AUGUGGGGUCAUAAAGAGGUCAUGGGGUCGGUGGGGUCGCUGAGGUACCCCCAAUUAAGGCCUGGGGAACUCAGCCAGGAGGAGACUGACUUCAACAUCAGCAGCAAAACUAUCAUUGCCGUUGCCAAGACUCUAAAGAAACCAACGGUGUCAACCCUCUAUGCAGACCACUGGUUCUUAAGUAUCAGUUUGGAGUACCUCAGAGAACGCAUGAACCGGCAAGUAUCAAAGAGGGGCCAGAAGACCCUGCUGCCACAUAACAACCAGCGGUAUGACACCAGGGAAUGGCACAUUGACAUCUUUGUGAAUAACAGGCAGACCUGCAAGCACUGCUCCAGGAAGAAAGAUGGUUUGAAGACAGAGACAGAAAGCUUAGUGGAGGAGACAAGUGCUGCCCUCAUUAAGUUGGCGCUCCUAUUGGCGCAGGAGGUGGCCAGGAUAGCUCUGCUUACUCCCCUCCCGUUGCCUGACCCAUCCUUCCUCAAGCCAGGACCCAUUAGUAGAAAACUCAUUGAUGGUCUGAAGAGUGGCUUGGAGUGUUUGAUAAAGGAGUGUGAAGAAACAGCAGCCAAGGGCACCAGCAGACUUAGAGGAGACAGGUCUCUGAACUCCAAUCCACUUGUCACUGCUACUCUCUCUGCAGCAAAUGACAUUGCUGAUUUUCUCAAGAAGUAUGCAGAGCUGGCAGUGACCAUUGAGCAUGAGCCGAUAUUCUCCUCAAAGGAUCAAAAGUUCAAGUUAGUGAGGUGGAUGGAUUGCAUAGAGUCUGUGGCAGAAACCCUAAGUCACCUAAAUGCAGCCCUCAUGGAUGUUGUCAAUCAUACCAAGUUGUCCCAGGAAGGGAAUAUCCAUGCAGAUUCUACUGUGAGCACCAGAGAGUUGUUGAAAAGAUUGAAAGAAUUACUGGGAUUUGCUGGGAUUGGUCUUCCUUCGGUGGGUGGAAGUUCUCUUCACCUCCUCCCUGAACCAAGAAACAACUCUGAAUUCGUGGAUGAACUCCAUAAGGAAGGUGUUCAUGCCAUUAAAGCAAUUGAAAAAUUAGAAGCUUUAUUCAUAGGUCAGAGCCAAAGUCUUGACUCCAGCACAGAGACUCCUAUUAAAUACAAGGAAAAGAUCCUUACCCAGUGGCCAAAAAACAGUGAUGAGUUCCAGAUGUAUCUGAAGCAAAAUUCACAGCCAAGAAAUUCACCAUCCAAGAAUUCUUUUCAAUCCUCCAUACACAGGGAUGACAAGGGAAAAAAAGUAAGGUUUAAUGUAAGUCAUACAUCAUCUGUAUCAUAUCAAGACUCCCACCAAAACUAAACUACUCAAGUCAUUUACUGUAAGUACCGCAGUUCUUCGGACAGAUUAAGUAACAUUUCUUAUUUAUAAAACCAUUAGCUGAAUAGGAAAGUGUUUUAACAUAUCUUAUUUUAACCUUUAUUCAUAUAUACAUGCUAUUAGGAAAUGGUUUUGACAGGUCUUACCCAAUUUUCAUCAGAAUAUUAAAAAUAGACAACACAGUAUUUAACGUUUUCUCCCAACAUACAAAACUAAUUUUGCAUCUACAUCUCAAUAGGAACAUUUUGAGUCUUCUGCAGAGAGAAUGAAAGGUGUAUUUUCCUGAUAGAUCAUCUCACAGGUUGCCUUGGAUUAGAGCUCUGAUUGGUUCCUCCAUGUCUGCCUCUUAGCUGCCAUGAUGAUUAGCCUGGGCCCUAUACGUGAGGCAAAAUAAUCGCUCUGUUGUUGUUGGUUGCAUCCUUUGUAAUAAUGUUCAUAACUGUUACUUAAGCAGAUGCAGCUAACCACAGAGAUGGAUUCAUCCACCCUCACACAUUGUGGUGGCUGGCAGACAGAUGCAUAAGAGCUGUCGGUGAGCUCUAUGACAAGGUAAUCGGUGAGAAGAUACAUGAGUAGCUGUCUGUGCGCUGUCACAUUCUCUGAAGAAAACUGUCAAAACUUUAGAUGAAAUAUGGCACAACAUCCUGUGUUUCCCUCCACUACUCAUACUACCCAUAUCGAUCUAUC